Molecule: messenger RNA, 880 nt
Organism: Coregonus clupeaformis (lake whitefish)
Lineage: Eukaryota; Metazoa; Chordata; Actinopteri; Salmoniformes; Salmonidae
Gene: dmac2l
Product: distal membrane arm assembly component 2 like
Exons: 5
Coding region: 101-706 (201 amino acids)
Source: RefSeq, a predicted model, not a curated record
GUUAAAGUUCAUAACACUGGAGGCAUGUUCGCGAUGUAAAUUCAGUAGCUAACUGACAGGUGAACACAAGAGGACCACCGUGUCUUUCAGACCUGAAGAUAUGAGGCUGCUGUCCAAGGCAGCACUACAGAGAGCUCUCUCCUCACAGAAAACUCUGUCAGUUGAGGGCAGAAGGCCGUUCUGGGGAUGGCUCAAUGCUGUCUUCAACAAAGUAGACUAUGAGCGUAUCAAGGCAGUCGGUCCAGACCGUGCCGCUGCAGAGUGGCUAACAAGGUGCGGUGCCAAGGUGCAGUUCCAAGGGUUCGACCGCUGGCAACACGACUACAACGGCCUGCCCACCGGCCCUCUGGGACGCUACAAGAUCCAGGGCAUCGACGCCACAGACUCUUGCAUCAUGUACAAAGGCUUCGAUCACCUGGACGGACUGCAGCAUGUAGAAGAGAUCAAGUUCAACAAGAGUAUGUACAUAGAAGAUGCCUGCUUGGAGAGAAUUAGCACCAUAGAGAACCUACAGGCCAGCCUGUACAAGAUGGAGGUGGUCUCCUGUGGGAACGUGACUGACCGGGGUAUCAUCGCUCUGCAUAAACUCAGGAGUCUAGAGCAUCUGUACCUCAGCGAUCUGCCAGGAGUGGUAGAGAAGGAGAAGACAGUGGAGAGACUCCAGACGGCUCUACCUGGGCUGAACAUAGAGCUGGACCUGGACUGACAGACAGACAGACAGACAGACAGACUGAGGAUGAACCACAACCACAGGCAGACACAGAGGAACAGUCCGGCACAGUGGGCAGUACCACGGCCAGAAGAUGCACCUUGUUUUGCAGCAGCUGUCGUAUUCAUUAGUGCCAUAUUGUAGCACAUCGUAAAGUGUUUUGCAACGACA